Molecule: messenger RNA, 1029 nt
Organism: Opisthocomus hoazin
Lineage: Eukaryota; Metazoa; Chordata; Aves; Opisthocomiformes; Opisthocomidae
Source: RefSeq, a predicted model, not a curated record
AUGAAGGCCAUGGAGGAUCAAGUAGUCCAAGAAGAACCAGGAUACCAGGAUGAUGAGGAAUCCUUUUUUCAGGAUAUUGACCUGCUACAGAAGCAUGGAAUUAACGUAGCAGAUAUUAAAAAACUGAAGUCAGUUGGGAUCUGCACAAUCAAAGGAGUCCAGAUGACCACCAGACGGGCACUGUGCAAUGUAAAAGGGCUUUCAGAGGCCAAAGUGGACAAGAUUAAAGAAGCCGCAAACAAACUUAUUGAACCAGGCUUCCUGACUGCCUUUGAGUAUAGCGAAAAGCGGAAGAUGGUAUUUCAUAUUACUACUGGCAGCCAGGAAUUUGACAAACUUCUGGGUGGUGGGAUUGAAAGCAUGGCAAUCACUGAGGCCUUUGGAGAGUUCCGGACAGGCAAAACCCAGCUGUCCCACACCCUGUGCGUGACAGCUCAGCUUCCAGGACCAAAUGGCUACACAGGUGGAAAGAUUAUCUUCAUCGAUACUGAAAACACUUUCCGACCAGACCGUCUUCGUGACAUUGCUGAUCGCUUCAAUGUUGACCAUGAUGCAGUACUUGACAAUGUGCUGUACGCACGUGCAUAUACUAGUGAACAUCAGAUGGAAUUGCUUGACUAUGUAGCAGCCAAGUUCCAUGAGGAAGCUGGUAUCUUCAAGCUAUUGAUCAUUGACUCCAUAAUGGCACUUUUCCGUGUGGAUUUCAGUGGUCGUGGAGAGUUGGCUGAACGACAACAGAAACUAGCUCAGAUGCUGUCAAGGCUCCAAAAAAUAUCAGAAGAAUAUAACGUGGCCGUGUUCGUGACCAACCAGAUGACUGCUGAUCCAGGAGCAACUAUGACCUUUCAGGCAGACCCGAAAAAGCCCAUUGGAGGCCACAUCCUUGCUCAUGCUUCGACUACCAGGAUUAGCUUGAGAAAAGGGAGAGGGGAGCUGCGUAUUGCAAAGAUAUACGACAGCCCCGAAAUGCCUGAAAAUGAAGCCACAUUUGCAAUAACAGCUGGAGGGAUUGGGGAUGCCAAAGAAUAG